Messenger RNA from Rhodofomes roseus, 2583 nucleotides. RefSeq lists its product as uncharacterized. The record is from RefSeq and is a predicted model, not a curated record. NCBI's taxonomy places the organism in Eukaryota, Fungi, Basidiomycota, Agaricomycetes, Polyporales, Fomitopsidaceae. Gene Ontology annotation, biological process: double-strand break repair via homologous recombination. The transcript is spliced from 5 exons. The annotation marks the transcript as partial. Gene Ontology annotation, cellular component: RecQ family helicase-topoisomerase III complex; chromosome; cytoplasm. Gene Ontology annotation, molecular function: nucleic acid binding; ATP binding; four-way junction helicase activity.
AUGAUCCACACUCUCCUCUACAACCUUGUCGCCAUCCCUGCAGAUGGAAGUGAUUUGAACCAGUGGAAGUGUCCACUUGUAUGUUGGCUUGCUGUCUCAGGCCUGCGUGACGGUGGUCGUUUCAUGCCUGCAUACGACUACACGCGUGUCCUUGCAAAGUGGGAGUAUCAAUUACGGAACCUUCACCUCUAUCAGGCAAUCCAACGUGCAACAGAAUAUGAAGAUAAUCUCCUCGGUUCGGUGAGGCAUCAGUGCUCAACUUACCUGGUGGACGGAUCUAUGACACCAUGGAACUCAUUACGUGACCACCAGCGUUAUGCAUCCUCACUUGUCCUACGCCAGGCUGCCCCCGCUAAAAUCGAUUGGUCAGACGACAUGUCUAAAAUCUCCUGCCUAGGCACCACCCUCGAGUUAUCACGUCUGCGCACUGGUCUCCAAAAGAUCUGCAGCAGUGUGGAAUCACGCAUGGAGAAGCUCUGCAAUGGGAAUCUUCUUCCCAUCUCUGUUCCUGCCGACCUCACCGAAGACCUCACGGACAUACGGCCUGGAUUUUCGUGGUUGAAGCAGGGCCCGUUCAUGGAGCCUAAGCUGGGGCUGCUUGAGGUGCUCUUCACCCAUCCUGACUACUCCCUUGCAACAGUCGAUCAGUUCGGUGUUUUCCGCUGGAAACAUCAAGGUCUGCGCAAGUUGCGUGGGGAUAUUGCUGCUCUCACCGAAGAGCUUGCCGUCCUUUGUUUCAUGACACCUGCCCCUCCUCCACGUGGUACUGAAUUUGUCGACACCCGUCUCAGCAACGCACAGAUUCCUCGGAACGUCCACAAGAGUUUUGGAACCUGGUUCAUUCACCAGCGUACCAAGACAUCCUCCCUCACGGAAUCAUUAUCCUGGGUCCCAACUCUUUGUCCAGAUCUUCGCAUCACAAGUGCGCAUAUGGGUGUUGGCCUCUCUCUUCAUAUCUGGCGUCAUAUUGCGGUAUCCCUCAUGCGCGAGUUCAUCCCUCCGACAUCGAUCCAGGACAACUUCGGUGACAAAACGAUGAACCACAACACCAACAUGGCCCGCCGUAUCUAUGCUCGUGAAGUUGGACACCUCCCCUCCCUGACAACUGACGCUAUGCUCGAGAGUCGCCGGUUUUGCGAGAUGUGGCAUGAUGUCCUUGGAGUCGGGAAAUCCCCUUGUCCUGUUCCCCUCCGUGCUACCAACUACCAACAACACGCGCAUCUCACUGGGAACCAUCCUGCUGCACCGGCUGCACCUGCAGUUGAUGUUGCACAACUCACAGCUCUUGUAUCAGCUUCAGUGAACACCAGCUUUGAAGCUCUGAAGGUCCACCUUGAGGACCUAAUCCAGAAAGCGGUCGUCAAUGGAGUCUCGGUAGCCAUGCGAUCCUUGUCACAGGAAGGUCCCCCUCUUCGCCAACCCCCUGUACCCCAAUUCACUCCUCGUCCUCGCCCAUACUCCCCCGGACUUCCAGACAGUUCAGCCUCUAAACCAGCAAACACCUCAGAAUUGACAUACUCUGUUGACCAGCGGGAUCCAUUCAAGCCUAGCUCUGAUGAGGAGCAGGAAACCCAAGGCUCUAUGGAGGUUGACAGCCAGCCUCUCAGCAGUGCUCCAUCCUACCUCCAAUAUUCCACGCCUGUCCACUAUGAUGCGCCUAAUCCUAUGUCCAUUGCACGGGACCUCUUGCGCCAAGGAUUGAACAAUCCACACGCCUCAUUCAUAUCCCACGCUCAGUAUGAGCUUGUUGCAUGCUCGCUGGCUCGUGACCGCAAUGUCAUUGGGAUCCUACCAACUGGAGGGGGAAAGAGUAUGUGCUAUGAACUCCCUGCGCUUCUCUACCAGGAUCAGCUCUCCAUCGUCUUUGUCCCAUUUGUAUCCCUCAUCCAGGAUCAAAUCCGCCGAGCCAGCGAGAGAGGGGUCAAGGCGGCAAAGUUCAGCCAAUCCUCUGAUCCAGCAAAGGACCUCCAAAUACUGUUUGUCUCAUGGGAGCAUGCAGCUGAUCGACGGCUUCAAAAUUUCAUACAGUCCAAUGAACAGCGGAUCCACCGGCUCGUGAUUGAUGAAGCUCAUCAAAUCCUCACGGCAGGGGGCCAAUUUCGACCCAAGUUAAAGCAGAUUGAUGUCUUGCGCACAGUCUCGCUGCCCAAGAUCUACCUCUCUGCAACAAUCAGCCCCGACCACCACCAGAAAGACUUCAUAGAGAGCAUCGGGAUGAACGCUGGUUCCGUCAAGGUCAUCCGUGCACCCACUGGGCGGAGGGAACUGCAGUACCACCAGUACAAGUUCCAAAAGGCAGACCACAUCCUUGCCUUUGUCCACCGGUUCACCUAUCAGUCAUAUCUGACUGGUAUUGUACGCUCUGACUCACGUGUCAUCAUCUUCUGUCGACAAGUCGCCGAUGCAGAGACAAUCUCCAAGUCCCUUGGAUGUCUCAAGUACUAUGGUUCACUAGGACAAGACGAGCGCACGGAGACCCAGACCAAAUGGAUGGCUGGUGCCACAUCAGCCCACCGCUGUAUCGCUGCGACAAGUGCCUUUGUCCAUGGAAUUGAUGCCCCAUAUGUCGACCUCAUCAUCUUC